UGAGGAGAUCAGGGGUGUGGCGCAUCUCUGAAGGGACAUGAGAGAAGACACAGGGAGACUCUUCAUACCAAGAUCAGGAGAGAGAGAGAUUAAGAGACUACACUGACCUACCUGACACACACACACACAUAUGGAUUUCUCUAAUCAGGUUUCUGUGGAGCGGGGUAUCGGUCCUCGGGGCUCCCUCUCUGAGCUGUGUUUGGUUUUGGUUGGCAGCAUCGGCUGUGGAAAGACCCUGACAACAGACACCCUGCUGGGUCAGAGUUCGGGUCUGGAACCCCUGGCCUCUACACGUGUGAGUCAGAUACGGCGAGGACUGUCAGAGGGCCGGAGGCUGAGCAUUGCGGAAACCCCUCGCUGGUACUGGCGGGGCAAGGAGUUGGAGGCUGACAUCCAGGAGGAGACCCGGCGGUCCCUCAGCUUGAGUGCAUCCGGACCCUUCAUCUUCCUCUUUCUCAUUCCCAUCGGGGAGUUUACAGAGAUGGAGCGGCGCAUCCCAGAUCAGCUGGAGCGCAUGUUUGGGCAGUCGGUGCUGGGUCACACACUAGUGCUGCUCACUUGUGGAGAUUACCUGAUGAGCCGCAGUCUAGAUGACUACCUCAGGAAGGAGGAGGGGCUGCAGGAGGUGGUGAGGAGGUGUCAUGGCCGCUGCCAUGUGAUCAAUAACCGCAGACCAGACGACAGGCAGCAGGUCAUCACUCUACUGGAGAAGGUGGAGCAGAUGAUACAGAGGAACGGAGGAUUUCACCUGCUCAGAGAUGAGGAGACACGUGGGAAAGACGUCAGAGAGGACAAGGAGGAGUUGAAAACAGAGAUGAAGCUCAGUGCAGCAAGAGACACAAUGUGGAAUGGAGGCAUCAGAGGAAAACAAACACAAAUCAACACAUUUGACAAACACACAGAGGAAACAGUAAGUGGUGGAAUGAUUGAGAGACACCUGAUCAAUGGACUUCAGUCACAGCAGCGGGAGUAUGAGGAAACACACAACCAACACACACUGCUGGAGAGAAGCCCAAGCUUCAAACUCACUAAAGAGGGAGCCAUUCUCAGUCAGAUGAUAGAGGUGCCAGAAGUCCAAUACAGCCAGAGCUUCACCAACACAAUCCAUCACAGUUUUAAGAAGGUUUCGGAUGACUUAGAAACUCUCUCUUCUGUAUCACCAUCAUCCUCAUAUUCCUCCUCUGAUCUUCUGAACGAUUCUUCUAUACCUGAGCUGAGAAUGGUUCUGCUGGGUCGCCGUGGUUCUGGAAAGAGUGCGGCCGGGAACAUCAUUCUGGGUCGUGAGGAGUUUGAGCUGCAUGGAGAGGAUGUCAGAGCGGCAGCUCAUCAGUGUGUGAAGGCCAGAGCGCUCGUGGAGGACACACGGGUAUCUGUGGUUGAUACACCGGACUGGUUUCAGUCAGAAAGAUCUCUUGAGGAGGUGAAAGCUCAGAUUUCCUCAUGUGUGGCCCUGUCGGCUCCGGGCCCUCACGUGUUCCUGUUCUGUGUCCCUGUCGACCGGCCCACUCACUCCGAGAUGCUGGCCCUGAGAGCGCUGGAGGGUGCAUUCGGACUUGACGCCGUCCGCCGGCACACGAUCGUCCUCUUCACACGCUCAGAGCUGCUGCCGGAGGGAGCGGCAGGCGUGGAGGAGGUGGAGGCGUACAUCAGUUCCCGACGGCCUGAGAUGCUGGAGCUGGUGCAGAGAUGCGGCGACCGCUAUCACGUCCUACAGUCAAAGUCACGUCAAAGCAGCGGUGUGAAGGAGCUGCUGGAUAAGGUGCAGCAGACUGUGAAGGAAGGUGGAGGAAGUUUCUACAGCUGCUCACUCUACCAGCAGAAUCAGGAGGAGGUCAAGACCAUCAGAAGAGACAGACAGAACUCGUCUCGUACUCUGGACGCUUUGAGAGAGACAGAGGAAGAGGAGGAAGUGAUUUCCACAGUGGAGAAGAGCAACUGCCUGGUCUCGGCUGCGCCGGCUCCGUCACUGCUCCAUUCCAUGUGGGAGAGGACGAGCUCGGGUGCGAGACGGGUGCCGAAGCUGCUGGCCGUGGGGGCUCUGGCUGGAGCGGCGCUGGGCGUGUUCCUCGCAGGAGCUGUAGGGGGCGCUGUAGGGGCAGCGGUGGGCUCUGUGGUCACUGAGGUCGGAAGACGGAGAUUCAUUAAACAGAAAACAGAGUGAUUCCAGAAAUAGACGGACAGUUUGAUAUGCUCUGUGAACUGUAAAAUCUUUCCCACGUUUGUGGUUUCUUUUAUCAUGUCAGCUAAAUCUGUACAAACUCAAUAUAUGUGCUGCAUAUUCAUCUUUUAGGUUUUGAGUUUAAAUGUUUUCAGCUGAUUCUUCACCAGCAGCUUCAUGAACACAAGAACAUGUUCACUGCAUUUCUUGCUUUUCUGUAACCAUAAAUUUGUGCACCAAAAAUAACAUUUUUUGUUUCUUGAGAAGAAAAAAGCGACACUGUAAUUUAUCACUAGAUGUGUUCCAUCCUGACAAUGCAAUAAUAUUUAUAUUGUAAUAAAACUGUUAAUGUGAA
Molecule: messenger RNA, 2513 nt
Organism: Megalobrama amblycephala (Wuchang bream)
Lineage: Eukaryota; Metazoa; Chordata; Actinopteri; Cypriniformes; Xenocyprididae
Product: GTPase IMAP family member 8
Exons: 6
Coding region: 131-2161 (676 amino acids)
Molecular function (GO): GTP binding
Source: RefSeq, a predicted model, not a curated record